AUCAUGGAUUAUGAUCAUUUGCAGAUUUCUAUCCACUCGGAUGACGCAAGCCGGAAACAGAGAUGCAGCGAGAAGAUGGAGGAGCUGAAGAAUACACAAUUCUCAAGUGCAGAAGAUGCAGCUUCACCACUACUGCAUAAGGAACUUGUUUCGGAGAAAAGUAUUGUGAAUUUUGAGCUUUAUGAUGCUGUUGAAAAGGGGAAUGUGGUUAACUUUGUUGAUGUGUUGGGGAAAGAAUGUGCAGAAAGGAAGGUGCCUUUGUCUGAUAUUUUUGAUCAGGUAACAGGGGCAGGUGAUUCACUGCUUCAUGUGGCAGCAGAUUUUGGGAGUGAACAGAUUGCAGAGUUGAUUUCUUGUCACUUUCCUGAGCUUCUUACUAGGAGAAAUGUGAGAGGUGAUACUCCACUUCAUGUUGCUGUGAGGUCCAAGAACUCCUCUAUAGUCAAGCUUAUUCUGUCUCAGUAUGCCAUAAUGAAGUCAAAACACGAUGGUUUGAAGGAUAAGGAGAUAACAAGAGAAACAAAUGAGUAUGGGAAUACUCCUUUACAUGAAGCUGUUUAUAGUGACCAUUUUGGUGUGGUUGAAGAGAUCUUACAUGCCGAUGAAUCUGUUGCACAUUAUCUGAACAAGUCCAUGUCUUCGCCACUGUUCUUGUCAGUCAUGAGUUCAGAUGUCAAAAUUUUGAAUCUUCUGUUACAAAUUCCGUUUCCUGCUGAUCAACCACUUCCACAGUGUUCCGGAAACUCUCCACUCCAUGCAGCCAUUCGAGAAAAGAAUCCUGGUCUAAUAAGAGAGAUAUUAGGGAAAAGAGAGGAGCUAAUUUACUUGAGAGAUGAAGAAGGGGAUAAUCCCUUUCAUUAUGCAGCUUACACUGGUUAUGUUGAAGGAUUUCGUAUAUUGUUACAAAUUUUAUCAGAGAAAUCAAACCAAAGUCUCUUAGAACGGAACAAAAAGGGCAAUUUUCCCAUUCAUGUUGCUUGCAAAAGGGGUCAUGUUGAGGUGGUCGAAGAAUUCCUUCGACAUGAAUUGCCCUUUAAUCCUUAUGUUCUCCUCAAUCAAAAAGGUCAAAAUAUUCUUCAUAUUGCAGCGAAGAAUGGAAGAACUAAAGUGGUACAACACCUAUUGCUGAAUCAGAAGAUCGAUCAGUGUGCUAUAAAUCAUAGAGAUAAUGAUGGAAACACGCCAUUGCAUUUGGCUUCAAUAAAUUUAUUUCCAAAAGUUCUGUAUUUUAUAGCACAAGACAAGCGGAUUAACGUGAAUAUCACCAAUAACCACCAUUUAACAGCUCGAGAUAUUGUUGAAUUUGAAUUAAACACUCAGAAGACUGUUCGAAAGCUUCUAGCCAAGUCGGUUUUGAUAAAAGCUGGCGCAUCCUUGAAGUUAAAUGGCAUGUUGCGCAUUCAACGCCAACAAUCACCCCAAAGGGAUUUGCAUUUAAAAAAGCACAAAACAUUGUUAGUUGUGGCCACUUUGAUUGUCACUCUGACAUUUACUGCUUUUUUGGCUGUUCCAGGAGGUCUAUACAGUUCUGAUGAUCCAAAUCCAAAAAAUAGAGGGAUGGCUGUUUUGGGUCAUAAACCAGUUUUCUGGGUAUUCACCAUCUACAACAAAAUAGCUAUGUUUAGUUCGGCAACCUCAUCUGCACUUAUUUUCUUGGCUCAAACUUAUGACUCUGAAAUGGCACAUAAGGCAACUUCGUGGGCAAUAAUGUUUUUGUUUCUUUCCUUUUCAGCAUUGCCAACUGUAUUUUGGACUGCUAUAAAUCUAGUUCUAGACACUAAUUUUCCACUGCAAUCCAUUUUAUUUUAUAUAGGACUAAUAUACAGUGUAUCCUGGGGCCUUCUCUUUUGGGGAUAUACUCUUUAUCAAUCUCAUCGUAUUCAAGGAUUUGAUCUUCGGUUUUUGAUUGGCUUACUGGAUUACGUCAAUAAGCCAGAAGUUUCAUUGUAUCAGAAUGCGAUCAAGGACAAGGAAAAGUUUGUGUAAUCAAAAGAGCAUGUGUAGCAAGUGGAUAUGUUGAAAUUAUAUGGACUUUGAUGAUGAAAAUUAAUAUUUCACAUGUUAUUAGAUGAAUAUUCAUUUGAAGUUAUGAUGUGAAAGGGUAUAAUG
Messenger RNA from Vigna radiata var. radiata (mung bean), 2109 nucleotides. Its product is annotated as protein ACCELERATED CELL DEATH 6. The transcript is spliced from 3 exons. The record is from RefSeq and is a predicted model, not a curated record. Gene Ontology annotation, molecular function: protein phosphatase 1 binding; protein phosphatase regulator activity. The coding region runs from base 4 to 1986 and encodes 660 amino acids. Lineage: Eukaryota; Viridiplantae; Streptophyta; Magnoliopsida; Fabales; Fabaceae. Gene Ontology annotation, cellular component: plasma membrane.